CAACGCUGGAGCCCCCCGCUCCUCAGCAGCGCGGUUGCACACGCGCACCUCGGACAGCCGCAGCACCAUCCUCCCCCUCCCUCGAGAUUUAAAGGGCCAGUGGCACCGCUCCGUGAGGUCCGUCCUCCUCCACGGAGGAGGGGGAAGGAGCCGCUCGGCAAAUGUGUGAGCGCCGCGGGCCCGCGCGCAUGGAGCUCAGCGACAGCUGGAGCGCGGGGUCGGUGGCCGCGGUGUUGCCAGCGGGCGGCAGCGGGGAGCGCCUGGGGGCCGCCAGGCCGAAGCAGUUCUGCGCGCUACAGGGGAGGCCGCUCGUUAGCCACACGGCCCGCGCGCUCGAGAGAAUAAGCUGGAUAUCGGAUAUAAUUGUGGUAGUGUCUCUUGAACACAUUGAAACAAUGAAGUCAAUUAUUCAGAAAUAUGGUCACAAACGGAUUACAGUGGUAGAAGGCGGAGUGACUCGUCACCGGUCAAUUUUCAAUGGACUAAAAAUCUUUGCAGAGAACAAGCUUUCCAAUUGUCCACUCCAGAAACCCGAAGUAGUGAUCAUCCAUGAUGCUGUGAGGCCAUUCAUUGAGGAAGAUAUUCUAUUAAAAGUAGUUAAGGCUGCUAAAGACCAUGGGGCAGCAGGAGCAAUCCGUCCUCUUGUCUCGACUGUUGUUGCUUCCUCUGCAGACGGUUGUUUAGACCAUUCACUAGAACGUGCCAGGUAUAGAGCAAGUGAAAUGCCUCAGGCUUUCUUAUUUGAUAUAAUCUAUCAAGCAUAUCAUCAGUGCAAUGACUAUGACCUGGAUUACGGCACUGAAUGUUUGCACUUAGCUUUAAAAUACUGUAAAACGAAAGCCAAACUAAUUGAAGGAUCACCUGACCUCUGGAAGGUGACCUACAAGCGGGACCUGUAUGCAGCUGAAUCGAUUAUUAAGGAUAACCUAUCACAACAAGUUUGUGUUAUUACUGAUAUGAAAGGAGAUGAUGUGCAAGUAGGUUUUCUCCUUCAUGAAACUCUGAAAAGCCAUAUCAAAGUUAAACGUAUAUCAGUAUCUCUAUGCAAAGAUGAUAAUUAUAUGCAGAACAUCAUUUUAGGACAAUGCUACAAUUUUAUUUGUAUGCAUGUUAAAAAAUCUGCCUUUCAAGAAACACAACAACUGGUGGAUAUCCUUGAAAAUGCAAAUGUUUCUACCUUGUAUCCAGUUGUUCUCAUUUCGGUACACUUGAAUGUUUCAGAAAACGCAUCUUUCAGCAGUGAGAUGGAAGACCUAACCAGGAUUAAGGAAUUUGCAAGAGAAGUGAAAAAGAAAAAUAUUUUGGUUUAUGGUCUUCUUAUCCAUUACAAUAAGGGUAGCAAGGACUUGCAAGGCCUGGGAUAUUUGAUACAACAUUGUUCAACAGAGAAGAGGCACAGAUAUCAAAAUGGGACCCGAUCAGUAAAAGAAGGGACAACAAUAUGAGUAAUGAGACUGUCCUUUACCAAGACAGAUAUUUCUGAGGUACAUCAGACUACGUGCUCCAUCAGCUUCUUGAGGUUUAUAAUAAAUUCCCCAUAACAAUGAUAACAGUUUCCUGUAUUAUAUUUCUUACAUGUUAUUUAAAAAAAUCUGCAACUAGUUAUGGUCAAAGACAGGAUACCAGACUAGAUAGACUGAUGUUCUGAUGGCAGAUCAUUGUUCCUAUCAUCCUUAAAGAGUAAUUAAAAAACAAACAAACAAUAGGCUAAUGUCAUAUUAGAAAGAUUCAGUAGAUUUCCUCAACAAUUACAGUUUAAAUUAUUAGAAGUUAAAAAAAGAAAGAAAGAUAAAUUAACUGACUUUAUCUGUAUCAUAGAAUUGUAGAAAAUUAGGGUUGGAAGGGACCUCAGGAGGUCAUCUAGUCCAACCCCCUGCUCAAAGCAGGAGCAUCCCCCACUACAUCAUCCCAGCCAAGGCUUUGUCUAGCUGGGUCUCAAAAACAUCAAAGGAUGGAGAUUCUACAACCACCCUGGGUAACCUGUUCCAGUGCUUUAUUACCUUCCCAGUGACAGUUUUUCCUAAUAUCUAGCCUAAAUUUCUCUUGCUUCCCUUGCUUUUGAAGCAGUUCCUUUGCAACUUGAGACUAUUGUUCCUUGUUCUGUCAUCUGCCACCAGUGAGAACAGUCUAGCUCCAUCCUUUUUGGGGCCACCCUUCAGGUAGUUGAAGGCUGCUAUUAAAUUCCCCUUUAAGUCUUCUCUUCUCUAGGCUAAAUUAGCCCAGUUCCCACAGCCUCUCUUCAUGGGUCAUGUGCCCCAGCCCCCUAACCAUUUUUCUUGCCCUCCACGGGACUCUCUCCAACUUGUCCACAUCCUUUGUGUAGUGGGGGCCCCACAACUGAACACAGUACUCCAGGACUAGUGAGGCCACAUCUGAAUAGAUAGGAAUAAUCACUUCCCUUGAUCUGCUGGCAACACUUCUACUAAUGCAGCCCAGUAUGCUGUUAGCCUUCUUGGUGACAAGGGCACAUUGUUGGUUCAUAUUCAGCUUAUUAUCCACUGUAACUCCUAGGUCCUUUUUUGCAGAGCUGCUGCCCAGCCAGUCAGCCCCCGGCCUGUACUGGUGCAUGGGAUUGUUCUGUUCUAAGUACAUAUAAUGUAUACAUUAAAUACCAAUAUGUAUUAUACUUUCUUGUCUCUCUCUUCUACUGGACAAAUGAAAACAGACAAGCCAGUUUCUAAUCAGUUUCUGUUUCAGCAACCUCUACUCAGCAUAGUGCCAUAGCAUGUGUGGAUUGCAAGUAUAAGAGAGAGCGUGUAUAAUGUAAGAGGGUUUUUUGGUUUUAUUUUUGGAAAAGUCUCUUUGACAAUUUGAAAAUAAUCAUUAAAAUCUUGUAAUUAGUUUUAGGUUUGGUGAAAACUUUUUACUAAAGCUGACUUUUCAACUGAAUUGAAUCCCACAGAGUCAUUUUAAAUCUCUUCCUUUAAAAUAGUGGAAGCUAAAUUUCCUUGUGUUGCUUCCUUUCAUGUUCAAAAACUUGAAGAAUUUAUUACUACACAGGAAUGUGUAUAAAUGAUGUGGAAAGAUUUAUUAGGAGAAACAGUAAGAGCAUUCCUGGCCAGGUGGAUUUUUCCCCCUCGCCCCAUUUUUUUUCCUUUUUUUGAAAAGAAGAAAAAAGUAUACAGCUUCAGCCAACUUCAGAUAUGGCUAGAAGCCCAUUUGGAAAACAUAACAUCUGUAGUUGUGAAAGACUUCCCAAACAGCUGCCCCAAAUUAAAUGAGAGUGGUCAGUCGAGAGGGGAAGCUGCUGCUGUGGGAUUUCAAGAGUAGUGUAAAUCACCAAUUAAGCAUUAAUCACCAUAUGUUAAUUAUUUUUGUUCUUUAUAAUGUUAGACAAGCUACAAGCAAAUACCAUUGACUAAUCUUCCUCCCAUAUCAAAAAUGUCUAAAAUGACUAAGGGCUUGCUUGGUAUAAACUCUCACUGUUCCUCCAUAGAUGGAAUUUUAGGGCAUAUUUUAGUCAGAUCUAAUCAUCUGUAUUUCCAAAACAACUAAUGGGUUGGGCAUAAACAGCAUACUUUAACCUUCUGUUCCAGUUGCACCAACCUCCUCUGCUGUACCAUUAUUUUCUUAAAGGAGAAAGUUAGUAAGCUUCUCCACUGCUAAUCUAAUAACUUAUUUUUUUCCCAUUGUUACUCAGGAAGACACCCAACCUCUAACUCCUUUAUUUCUACUCCAUAUUGUAGGCUUUCUCCUUAUACAACAUUUGAUGUUACCUUCAUCUUUAACUAACUUUUACAUUGCCCUUUACUCCUAUAUUUGUUCCUUUAAUUAAGCAUUUUCAGUCAGCAUCUGCUCUUUUGAUUUUUAUUAGGAGCCUUGCAUAUCUGAGUGUUCUUCUGUUACUUAACAGAAAUUGCUUCUACUAAAUAUUUUGUGCCUCACUAUAUCUAUCAACAUCUACCCUAUGCGGAGGCAGAAGCUGCAUAAACGCAUUCAGAUAAUCUGGGGGAAUUCUCUUGAGUUUGUUCUCUUGGUAAAGAAUCUUACCUUUAUUCUGCUGUGAGUACAGAACUGAAGAGUGGCCCUGAAGAGUGGAGGGCUUGCAGUGCUGACACUGCAGUUAGGGGCCCAUGGUCAUCCCAUGUUUCCCUGCAGUACGAUAUGGGGAUUGCGAGGGGGGUGAGUUCUGCUUCCUACUGAAGGAGCAGAGUCCAGAGUGACACACUGACUCCCAAGCUAGAGACAGGCAUUACACACAAACAAGUUUAAGUGAUCAGAAACUGGGUUAAACCUGUAACAUAACAGAUGUUCAGUGCACAUAAACUGGUUUGAAAAUGGCUGAAACUGAUUUGAGAUAAACCUGGUUAGAUGAACUUAAUGGAUUUGGCUCAAACCGGUUUAUGCAGUGUCUGUCUCAGACCCCUUGCUGGUUUAAGAUAAACCAGAGUUCCCCAGCAUCCCGGCAUGCUCUCUGGGCUGGGCAGGGCUCUCUGCUCCACAGCAGAGCUGGCCUCUCGCCUCUACUCUGUGGCUGCAGCUCUGGCAGAGACUUGCAGACACAGCAACGUCUGCCUGGUUUCCUCCUGCAUUCCCCCUACUUUUCCCCUCUCCUCCCCACUCCCUACUAAGCAGGGAUGCCCCCGCAUCCCCUCUGCCUUACGCAGACACCUCAGCAUUAGCUAGCAGAUGACAUGCUGGCUACUACGGUCCAUGCUGUGGCAGACAGCAGUCAGUUUAGGACUUUUUGGAACUAAUCAAAGCUCAGCUAGUAAAGUCCCUCGUUCCUUCUUUGUUUAAGAAGAGUUUGAACCAACGAGAGAGGCUGUUUGUUUUCUGAUGGGAUGAUAAAUGCUGAUAACAGAGCUGAUAAAUGCUUUGUUAUCAAGGAGGUGGGGGGACCCCUCCUUAAUCCUGCCGGAGCCUAGCCAUGCCCCCUCAGCUCAGACCUGUGCAAGGGAAGGGAGGGAUGUUCUAGCGCCACCCAGCUUCUAGCCUGAGCCACUGCAGGCAUCUGCCUCGUUUCUGGGAUGUCUGUGCAGUUUCAAAGUGAUUCAGCCUAGCCAGGUUAGAUUAACCUGCAAAGAUUGAAUCAAGUCAGGCUCAGGCUUUUUGAAUGUCUGUCCCUAGCCCCAGGGGGAGAUGCUGAAGGAGUGUGUUCUCUUCUGAGAGAAGCCACGGCAUGUACAAACAUUUGCUUUCCCAGUAGAAACACUGUACACCUGUGUUGUCUCUACAUCUGUACAUGUGUGUUUUCUCCUGGGAUUGUGGGAAGUCUCCCAGGACAAAAUGAAUAGCACAGAUAGUAUUUGUCUAUAUGUGCAUGUCAUUUUGGAAAUUGUAAAGCUCACAUGCCGUCCGUUGGAAAAUCUGAUCUGCUUGUACCAUGUCUUAUCUGUAAUUGGCUUUUUUACUUCUCUAGCAAGAGUACACCUGCUGCUUAGAGUGUUUUAGACGAAGACUGGCCCAUACCACUAAUACACAGAUCAGUUAGACUUCAAUGGGCUUUAAGUUCUUUGCUGACUAAGGAUGGAUUUAUACAUUUGAUUAAGUACAUGCUUAAAUGUUUUCCUUUAGAGGAGCUUACAUUUUGAUCCAGAUUUCUCAAAGCCAAGUUUGAGGGUGUAAAGAUCAUAGAUUUUGAUUCUGCUUGUUUUGAAACCCCUUGUAGGAUCUGGACUAGUACUCAGGUUUCAAAUACAGUUUGAGUGGAAUGACUCUAUUUUAAGCCACGGUUUUGUUUUGGUCAUUUCUGAAAUGAGAGUAUUCAGCAUCAAUACCUUGAAAUAAUUAAAAUGUAUUCCACAUCUAUUUCUUAAAUUCUGUUUCUGCCUACAGUUUUUUAUUUUGAAUGGAUUGGGAGUUUUAUACUGGUAUGGAAAAUUGUAUUCUAAAAAGCAUAGAUUUUUCUGAAAGUUUUGGUAUUAGUAAAACAAUAUAGCUUCCCCUUGUUUCAGACAUCAUAAUAUAAUUGUGUUUUGUUAAAAAUGGAUUAGCAUAGGUUUUUGGUUUUUUUCAAGUUUGCUCACGUUUUCCCUUUUUUAUUUCAGGAUGAUCCACAGCUUCAGGAGACUGUAAAUUCUGCUGCUACCAUUAUCUCCGCAUUAAUAAAGGACAGAAACCCUGA
Messenger RNA from Alligator mississippiensis (American alligator), 6067 nucleotides. It is a transcript of the gene CRPPA, whose product is annotated as CDP-L-ribitol pyrophosphorylase A. Gene Ontology annotation, biological process: isoprenoid biosynthetic process; protein O-linked glycosylation via mannose. The transcript is spliced from 10 exons. Bases 162 to 1445 code for a protein of 427 amino acids. Gene Ontology annotation, cellular component: cytosol. Lineage: Eukaryota; Metazoa; Chordata; Crocodylia; Alligatoridae. The record is from RefSeq and is a predicted model, not a curated record. Gene Ontology annotation, molecular function: D-ribitol-5-phosphate cytidylyltransferase activity.